AUGGCUAUGGGGCGGGAGAGGCGCAUCAAGCUUCUCAUGGCAGUUGUCCUGCUCCUCACCUUGGCGAAAGGGAGCAGCUGCAACAAGACAUGCACCGUGGCGGACCUGGAGAUACGGCAUAUCCGGGUCGACAGCUACAAGCAGGACGGCGGCCGCACGCACGAGCAAGAGCAGGAGCACAUGAACUCCGGCGGCGGCGGCGGCGGGCGCAAGCUGAAGCAGCUGCCGAUGGUCAUGGCGGCGUGGGUGUACAACCACUGCCCGUGCAUGGUGGACAACGUGGUGACCUACGCGCCCGACGGCUUCUCCACCAUCUACGCCAACGGGACCGACGAGAGGAUCUUCUCCAAGGUGACGGAGCACCUCUACCUCAUCCACCACGCCGGCCCGCUCCUGCCGGCGGCGAGCUGCCCCCGUUUUCCCCCCUCGCCGCCCGAGAACACAUCUGCCUCUGCCGCCGUCCCGGUCGAUGGGAAGGCGCAAACUGAAGAUUUCAGCUGCCCGUCGACCGCUUUCUUCUACACCUGGUACGAUGAGAUCGAGCUCAAGCCUGCCUUCCUCGUGCCUCACUGCUAG
Molecule: messenger RNA, 576 nt
Organism: Triticum turgidum subsp. durum (durum wheat)
Lineage: Eukaryota; Viridiplantae; Streptophyta; Magnoliopsida; Poales; Poaceae
Source: the annotation of a GenBank genome assembly